Molecule: messenger RNA, 1201 nt
Organism: Pseudoliparis swirei
Lineage: Eukaryota; Metazoa; Chordata; Actinopteri; Perciformes; Liparidae
Product: gonadotropin-releasing hormone II receptor-like
Exons: 4
Coding region: 77-1201 (374 amino acids)
Biological process (GO): G protein-coupled receptor signaling pathway
Cellular component (GO): membrane
Molecular function (GO): peptide binding; gonadotropin-releasing hormone receptor activity
Source: RefSeq, a predicted model, not a curated record
UGCUCCAGCCCGUCGGACAGCUCCGUGCGCCUCCUCUCCGGCGGACCACCAGCAGCUGGCCGGGCUGCUGUCCAGGAUGACAGGCAACCUGUCCCUGUGGGGUUCCACGCCGGCCUCCUCCCCUCUGAACUCCUCUGCCCCGCCCCCCUGGGAGGCUCCGUCCUUCACCGCGGCCGCCCGCUGCCGGGUGGCGGCCACCGUGGUGCUGUUCGUCUUCGCGGCUGCCAGCAACCUCUCGGUCCUGAUCAGUGUGUGCUGGGGGCGGGGCUAUCGCUUGGCAGCACACCUCCGCCCGAUCAUCGCGAGUUUGGCGUCGGCCGACCUGGUGAUGACCUUCGUGGUGAUGCCGCUGGACGCCGUCUGGAACAUCACGGUGCAGUGGUAUGCCGGGGACAUCAUGUGUAAGCUGCUGUGCUUCCUCAAGCUGUUCGCCAUGCACUCCGCCUCCUUCAUCCUGGUGGUGGUGAGUGUGGACCGCUACUGGGCCAUCCUGCACCCUCUGGACUCUCUGGAUGCGGGCCUGAGGAACAAGCGCAUGCUGCUGGUGGCCUGGACCCUGAGCCUGCUGCUGGCCUCGCCACAGCUGUUCAUCUUUCGCACCAUUAAAGCCGACGGCGUGGACUUCACGCAGUGUGUGACUCACGGGAGCUUCCGGUACCCGUGGCAGAAGACGGCCUACAACAUGUUCCACUUUGUGACGCUGUACGUCUUCCCCCUGCUGGUCAUGACCUUCUGCUACACCCGCAUCCUCAUCAAGGUCAACGGGAAGAUGGCCAAGGGAAAAGAUGGGGAGCUCUGUCUGAGACGCAGUGGAGCCGACAUGAUAUCCAGAGCUCGGAUCAAGACCCUGAAGAUGACCAUCGUGAUCGUCAGCUCCUUCGUCAUCUGCUGGACCCCCUACUACCUCCUGGGGAUCUGGUACUGGUUCCAGCCGGCCAUCAUCCAGCGCACACCGGAGUACGUGCACCACAUCCUGUUUGUCUUCGGCAACCUGAAUACGUGCUGCGACCCGGUCAUCUACAGCUUCUACACGCCGUCCUUCCGGGCCGACAUUGCCGACGUGGUGGCGUGUUGCCGCGGGCGCCGCAGCAGCACCGCCUCCCCGAGCUCGGUGGACCGGCUGUCCGUACGGCGAGCCGGAGCCGCCGUGGAGAUGGAGUCUGACGUGAGCUCCAACCAGCACAGCGGGAACCCCAGUUAG